AUGCUCAAGUGCAUCCCGCUGUGGCGCUGCAACCGGCACGUGGAGUCGGUGGACAAGCGGCACUGCUCGCUGCAGGCCGUGCCCGAGGAGAUCUACCGCUACAGCCGCAGCCUGGAGGAGCUGCUCCUCGACGCCAACCAGCUGCGUGAGCUGCCCAAGCCCUUCUUUCGGUUGCUGAACCUGCGCAAGCUGGGCCUGAGUGACAACGAGAUCCAGCGGUUGCCCCCUGAGGUGGCCAACUUCAUGCAACUGGUGGAGCUGGACGUGUCUCGGAAUGACAUCCCUGAGAUCCCGGAGAGCAUCAAGUUCUGCAAAGCCCUGGAGAUUGCAGACUUCAGUGGGAAUCCUUUGUCCAGGCUCCCUGAAGGAUUCACUCAGCUGCGCAGCCUGGCUCAUCUCGCCCUGAAUGAUGUGUCCUUGCAGGCGCUGCCUGGGGACGUGGGCAAUCUUGCCAACCUGGUGACCUUGGAGCUCCGGGAGAAUCUGCUCAAGUCUUUGCCUGCGUCCUUGUCUUUCCUGGUCAAGCUGGAACAGCUGGAUCUGGGAGGCAACGAUCUGGAAGUGCUGCCCGACACCCUGGGGGCCCUGCCCAACCUGCGUGAGCUGUGGCUGGACCGGAACCAGCUGUCGGCCCUGCCCCCGGAACUCGGGAAUCUCCGGCGCCUGGUGUGCCUGGAUGUGUCGGAGAACCGGCUGGAGGAGCUGCCUGCGGAGCUCGGGGGGCUGGUGCUGCUCACCGACCUGCUGCUUUCCCAGAACUGGCUGCAGCGGCUUCCUGACGGCAUUGGUCAGCUGAAGCAGCUGUCCAUCUUGAAGGUAGACCAGAAUCGCCUCUGCGAGGUGACGGAGGCCAUUGGGGACUGUGAGAACUUGUCGGAGCUGAUCCUCACGGAGAACCUGCUGACGGCCCUGCCCCGCUCCUUGGGGAAGCUGAGCAAGCUGACUAACCUCAACGUGGACCGGAACCGCCUGGAGGCAUUGCCGCCUGAGAUUGGGGGCUGCAUGGCACUCAGCGUCCUCUCUUUGAGGGACAACCGCCUGGCUGUCCUGCCGCCAGAGCUCGCCCACACGGCCGAGCUGCACGUGCUGGAUGUGGCCGGGAACCGUCUGCAGAGUCUGCCGUUCGCACUCACUCACCUCAACCUGAAGGCCCUGUGGCUGGGGGGGGACCCGGCUAGUGGCUUUUUUUGUUUUUCUUGGGGGGGGGGGGGGGGGGCGUGGCCUCGGGUGGGGAGGGGCUUCCCCUUGACGCGCGCUUCCGCAGAGGACCCGGGGCCACGGAGCAGCCCUUCGGAGAGCUGGGGUGAUGCCCCGCUCGGCCGCGUUAGCGUCAUCCAGUUCCUGGAGGCCCCCGUGGGCGACGAGGACGCAGAGGAAGCUGCUGCUGAGAAACGGGGCCUGCAGCGUCGGGCUACGCCUCACCCCAGCGAGCUCAAAGUGAUGAAGAGGGGUGUAGAGCGUCGAAGCGAAGCCGCCUCCUGCAGGCCCGACUCCGCACAGCACUCACCCUCACCCCCGCCCUCGGAGGAGGAGAAGAGGCUGAGCACCGAGUCUGGCCUGAGUGCGGACUCGCACCUGUCUGCCAGCACAGCCUCCCAGGGUGAGCCCGAGGUGGGUGGUGUGGUGGGGCCGAGCCAGCUGGAAUCCACGCCAACCUCCCAGGAGGAAGUCACAGAGGAGAUCUAUGAGGAGCCCACGGUGCGCUUCGCGGAGGACACGCUGCUCCUGCCCAGGGAGGAUGGCGAGAGCGAGGCGGGGCAGCUGGAGGCCCCCUGGCCCGUGCCGGGUGAGAGGCAGCGGCUCAUCCGCAAGGACACGCCCCACUACAAGAAGCACUUCAAGAUCUCCAAGCUGCCCCAGCCUGAGGUCGUUGUGGCCCUGCUGCAAGGGACACAGCCAGAUAGUGAGGGCCCAGUAGGGUCUGGGGGCUGGCAGAACGGCCCCCACGUGCCCUGGGCUCCUCGAGCCGAGGAGGAGGAGGAGGAGGAGGAGGAGGAGGAAGCCGAGGAGGCGGAGGAGGAGGAGGAGGAGGAGGAGGAAGCCGAGGAGGCGGCGGCGGCGGUGGCAGCGGCAGGAGCCGAGGAGGCUGGCGAGGAGGGGGAGAGCGAGGGAGCUGUGGCUUCUGCACCCUCUGUCAAGGGGGUGUCGUUUGACCAGGCCAAUAACCUGCUGAUAGAGCCCGCUCGCAUUGAGGAGGAAGAGCUGACGCUCACCAUCGUGCGGCAGACGGGAGGCCUGGGCAUCAGCAUCGCGGGCGGCAAGGGCUCCACCCCGUACAAGGGCGACGAUGAGGGCAUAUUCAUCUCCCGGGUAUCUGAGGAGGGCCCUGCGGCUCAGGCUGGGGUCCGAGUAGGUGACAAGCUCCUCGAGGUGAAUGGCGUGGCCUUGCAGGACGCCGAGCAUCAGCAGGCCGUGGAGGCACUGCGUGGCGCGGGCACCACUGUGCACGUGCGGCUGUGGCGGGAGCGUAUGGUGGAGCCCGAGAACGCGGUCACCGUCACGCCUCUGCGGCCCGAGGACGACUACAGCCCCCGGGAGCGGUGGGGAGGCGGUCUGCGCCCGCGCCCGCGCCAGCCCGAGCCACCGGGGCCCCUCCGCCAGCGUCGCGUGGCCUGCCUCGUGCGCAGCGACAAGGGCUUGGGCUUCAGCAUCGCUGGGGGGAAAGGCUCCACACCUUACCGGGCUGGAGACCCGGGUAUCUUCAUCUCCCGCAUUGCUGAGGGGGGCGCCGCCCACCGGGCAGGCACCCUGCAGGUCGGCGAUCGCGUCCUCUCCAUCGACGGGGUGGAUGUGACAGAGGCCAGGCACGACCACGCCGUCUCCCUGCUGACUGCUGCCUCUCCCACCAUCGCCCUGCUGCUGGAACGGGAGGCCGGGGGGCCGCUUGCCCCCGGUACCCCGCCACACUCCCCCCCCCCACCCCCUGCUGCUACCACCACCACCAUGGCCACUGCCAACCCUGGGGAGCCCGGGCCGCUAAGGCUGGCCCCCAGUCUGCUGGCCGCUGCCCUGGAGGGGCCGUACCCAGUGGAGGAGAUCUGUCUGCCGAGAGCUGGGGGGCCCUUGGGGCUCAGCAUUGUCGGGGGCUCCGACCACUCCAGCCACCCAUUUGGCGUCCAGGAGCCCGGCGUGUUCAUCUCUAAGGUGCUCCCCCGGGGCCUGGCUGCACGCAGUGGCCUGCGGGUUGGGGACCGCAUCCUGGGAGUGAAUGGGCAGGAUGUGCGGGACGCCACCCACCAGGAAGCGGUCAGCGCCCUGCUGCGGCCCUGCCUGGAGCUGGUCCUGCUCGUGCGGAGGGACCCGCCGCCCCCGGGCAUGCGGGAGCUCUGUAUCCAGAAGGCCCCUGGGGAGAAGCUGGGCAUCAGUAUCCGUGGGGGCGCUAAGGGCCACGCAGGGAAUCCCUGUGACCCCACGGACGAGGGCAUCUUCAUCUCCAAGGUGAGCCCCACAGGAGCGGCUGGGCGAGAUGGUCGCCUGCGGGUGGGGCUGCGGCUGCUGGAGGUGAACCAGCAGAGCUUGCUGGGCUUGACACACGGCGAAGCCGUGCAGCUGCUACGCAGCGUGGGCGACACCCUGACUGUGCUUGUCUGUGACGGCUUUGACACCAGCAUCCCCGAGGUGUCCCCAGGCAUCAUCGCCAACCCCUUUGCAGCGGGCAUUGGCCGCAGGAACAGCCUGGAAAGCAUCUCCUCCAUCGACCGGGAGCUGAGCCCCGAGGGCCCCAGCAAGGAGAAGGAGCUGCCUGGACAGACCCCACAGUGGGGGCCGGAGGCCGUGGUGAGUGGUCGGAGCCUGGAGAGCCUGAAGCUGGAUUGCCGUGCCCUGGCCGCCACACCCAGCGCCGGCAGCGUGCAGAGGGUACCGUCUGGGGCAAGUGGCGGGAAGAUGACUGAGGCCCCCUGUUCCCCUGGCCAACAGCAGCCCCCCUCCCCGCCCUCCCCUGACGAGCUGCCCGCCAACGUGAAGCAGGCGUACAGGACCUUCGCUGCCGUGCCCGGCCUGCACCCGCCCCUGGAGGCCCCUGCCCAGCCCCCCACGCCUGGGCCCAUGGCCUCCCCGGAGCAGCUGUCCUUCCGCGAGCGGCAGAAGUAUUUCGAGCUGGAGGUGCGGGUGCCCCAGACCGGGGGCCCCCCUAAGCGCGUGUCGCUGGUGGGUGCCGACGACCUGCGGAAGAUGCAGGAGGAGGAAGCCCGAAAGCUGCAACAGAAGAGGACACAGAUGCUGCGCGAGGCGUCGGGGGACGCGGCGGACGCGCGGCGCCCGGAAGGCGAGGCCCCGGAGGACGAGGAGCCCGAGGAGGAGCCCCCUCCACCCGGCUCUCCUGUCGCCCGGCCCAGGCUUGGCCCCGCGUCCCCCCCGCCGCAGGGAGGCGGCGCUCCGGUGCGGACGGCCAAGGCCGAGCGGCGCCACCAGGAGCGGCUGCGCGUGCAGAGCCCGGAGCUGCCCGCGCCUGAGCGGACCCUGUCCCCGGCGGAGCGCCGCGCCCUGGAGGCCGAGAAGCGCGCGCUGUGGAGGGCGGCCAGGAUGAAGUCUCUGGAACAGGACGCCCUCCGCGCACAGAUGGUCCUCAGCAAGUCUCAGGAGGGCCGAAGCAAGCGGGGGCCUCUGGAGCGCCUGGCCGAGGCCCCCUCGCCCGCGCCCACCCCGUCACCCACCCCCUUGGAAGACCUCGGCCUCCAGACCGGCACCUCCCCGGGACGCUUGGCCUUGUCUGGGAGGAAGUUUGACUACAGGGUGUUUGCAGCCCUCCCCUCUUCCAGACCUGUCUAUGACAUGCAGUCCCCAGAUUUUGCUGAGGAGCUGAGGUCCUUGGAACCAUCUCCGAGCCCUGGUCUGCCAGAGGAGGAUGGAGAGGUGGCCAUGGUGCUUCUGGGCAGGCCUUCUCCCAGCGCCGUGGGCCCCGAGGAGGUGGCCCUGUGCAGCAGCCGCCGCGCCGUGCGGCCGGGGCGCCGGGGCCUGGGCCCGGUGCCCUCCUAG
Lipotes vexillifer (Yangtze River dolphin) is the source of this 4977-nucleotide messenger RNA. RefSeq names its product scribble planar cell polarity protein (gene SCRIB). The record is from RefSeq and is a predicted model, not a curated record. Gene Ontology annotation, biological process: cell-cell adhesion; neurotransmitter receptor transport postsynaptic membrane to endosome; establishment or maintenance of epithelial cell apical/basal polarity. Gene Ontology annotation, molecular function: protein kinase binding. Gene Ontology annotation, cellular component: basolateral plasma membrane; postsynaptic membrane; postsynaptic density. Lineage: Eukaryota; Metazoa; Chordata; Mammalia; Artiodactyla; Lipotidae.